Messenger RNA from Neoarthrinium moseri, 1506 nucleotides. RefSeq lists its product as uncharacterized. The transcript has 3 exons. The coding region runs from base 1 to 1506 and encodes 501 amino acids. The record is from RefSeq and is a predicted model, not a curated record. NCBI's taxonomy places the organism in Eukaryota, Fungi, Ascomycota, Sordariomycetes, Amphisphaeriales, Apiosporaceae.
AUGGCCUACCGAAGCUCAACCGGCGAAUUAGCCCGUGGCGGCGACAGGUGGGACCGCGAUCGGUUCAUGUACGAGAGAGACCGCGACAGGUACGGCGACGAAAGGGUGCGCUUCGAGGAGCGCGACGACUCUUACGUCCGGGGACCUGGUGGAAGGGUACGAGAAACAUCGGUGGACGACAGAUAUGAGCGUCGCACAUCCCGUCCGUGGGAGGACGAACCCAUCCGCGACAGGCGGUACUACGAAGACGACUACCAUCGUCGUCACUCACCUCCCGCCGAGUUUGACCGCAAGGUGAUCAUCGAGAAGGAGAGGGAGUAUCGCAGCCCUUCUCCGCCUCGCAGGCCUGGCACCCUCCUGAGACGCCAGUCGUCGCUAGACACGUUCGACAGGCGGCCCGCCCCACGUUUCUACGAGCGUGAGGAAUAUGGGCCCCCCGCCCGUCGCGGGGAUUACCGCCCUGAACCAUACCAGCCCAUCCCACUUCCCCGGUCAAGAGCCCUGCCUCCCCCAAGAGUCUAUGCCGAGCGAGACUACGACGAGAUCCGGAUCGCUGAGCCCGAGCGAUACGGUGAUGAAGAAUUCCACUCUUAUCCGGAGCGCGUUCGAGAGCGCGAGGUUACACGCACGAGGCGGCGGAGGAACCGCAGUGGCUCGAGGAGCAGCCGGUCACACACCCACCACGGCAGCAGCGUACGAAGCAGCUCCAAAACCUCUUCGACAAGCAGCUCAAGCAGCGGCGGCACAACUGUCACCGCAAAGAGCGAGUAUCCCAAGAAGGGCAAGACCAGAAUUCCCGUCAGGCUUGUGUCGAAGCGCGCACUGAUUGACUUGGGAUACCCCUUUGAGGAGGAGGGCAAUACUAUCAUUGUUCAGAAGGCUUUGGGCCAGGACAACAUCGAUGAUCUCCUCAAGCUGAGUGAAGAUUAUAAGAAGGCCGAACUCGAAGUUCUCAAUGCUCGGUCGGAGGCCGGUAAUAUUGUCGAGGAGCGUCGCACCGAAGUCUUCGUGGCACCUCCACCUCCACCGCCCGUAGUUCAUCACAUACCGCCGCCACCGCCGCCUGUCGAGGUCGUGAAGGAGACAGUUGUACGUGAGGUGUCGCCAGUCCGGAGCCACCGCAGCUACUCUACCUCGGCAACGUCCAGGACACCACUCAUCGUGGAAGCUGGCCCCCGUGAAAUCAGCAGUGAAAUUCCUGUUGGCCCAUUAGCUCUCGUUACCAGCGACCGACGACGUGAGAAGGACAUCAAGUACGAGAUUGCCCGGCUUGAGGCUGAGCGUGAAAUGAUGCGACGUGAUCGACACCACCACCACCACCAUCAUCACAGCCACAGCCCCUCCCGAGAGUUGGUUAGGGCAGAGCGACUGAGCUCUGGAGAGCUUAUCCUAUACGAGGAGAAGGUGGAGAAGAUUGAAGAACCGCGGCGCGGGGUGCGCAUUGAGAAGGACAAGAAAGGCCCACCUCCUGGUCUUAUGCGAGCGAUGCUGGCUACUCUCACAUAA